Messenger RNA from Paramuricea clavata, 9517 nucleotides. NCBI's taxonomy places the organism in Eukaryota, Metazoa, Cnidaria, Anthozoa, Malacalcyonacea, Plexauridae. The record is from the annotation of a GenBank genome assembly.
UGAUGGUAAAACGCAAGUCAAAACCAGCAACAGUUGAGGAGCUGGCUGAAGAUCUUGAGUCAGCCGCAGUUGAGAUAGAGGAGGCCGCAGGUGAAACACCAACACCUGAGGAUAACAAAAGUGAUACUGAAGGAGAGUCAGAGGUUGAAAGGAAAAGAUGUGAGCUUAUUAGACUAAGUGAAGAUGGUGAGAUAGAUAAGAGCGUAAAAUAUAUAAGAAAGGCGAACAGAAAAAUAAUUGAAAAAAUGCAUAGAGAGCACGAUAGGAACAGACAGAGGAAAGCAAACGAAUUCCUAACAGACCUUAUCAUUAGUAAGUUCGCGUUAGUGUUAGGUGGGCUUGACGCUGUGGAAAAUCCUAAGGAAUUAGAGUUUGAGCUUUCAAGGGAUGAGCUUCUUAGGAGAGAUGUGUAUAAGGCGGUCGAGUCGAUAACACCAUACGUGCCUCUCAUGGGUAUGCUAUCUGGUGGACUGACAAUAGUUAAGCAUGUAGCAAAACACAAGAUCAUGUGGACCAACUUCAGGGAAGUCCACCCUGAGGAAAAACAUAUAGAGAAGCUGGAAAUUAAGAGUGAGUCUCAAAAUAAAAAAGAAAAUGAAAACGGGUAAAAAAAAACAUCCAGGGAUGUUCAUGAGAAUAAUCAACAGAGAAAUAUACAUUAACACACCACCUAAACUAGUGCGGUAGAAACACUACCUUUCAGUAAACUUCAAGUAAAACCUUAAAUAAUCCAGCGGUCAUCUAAGAUUUUACAGAAAAAAAAGAAAAACAUAUAGGGCGGUUUUUAUUUUUCAAAGUGUGUUUUCUACUUAAAGAAAAAAUGAGAACUAAUAUUAUAGUGAAAAUGACAGCAAACCCGUGCGAACACACAGCGAACCCGUGCGAACACACAGCGAACCAGUGCAAAGUAAAGUUCACUGGAUGCGGUUCAUACUGGGGAUGCCACACCUGUCACAACGAGAACUGUAGCUGUGGAGAGACGUUCUCUGAAAAGCAUGUGACUGGAAUACUGUGUUUAUCAUUAAACAACGAAAACGACAACUUCCACUGCGUCAAGUGUGGAAUAUGUAGGAAGGGUAAGUCAGAAAAAUUCCACUGUGAUGGAUGUGACAUUUGUAUGAAAAGGGAACUCAAAGACAACCACAAGUGUAGGAAGGAGGGUAUGGACUCAGAGUGCCCAAUUUGUAUGGAAACCACCUUCAAGGAAUGUGAGGUGUUAAGGUGCACACACAGAAUACACAGCUGGUGUCUGAGGGAGCUACUUACUUCAGGAUCCAACAAGUGCCCAUACUGUAGAGAGGACAUAGAAGACGAGGAGCACUCGGGAGACGACAGCAUGGACCACGUGGAAGAGGCUAGAGGAUUCCUAAUGUUCCUAUCAAUGAUGAGAAGGAAUGCAAUGGAACUGAUGAAUGGUUCAACACUAUCCAGCUCCGACGUAGUAAUAGAAACGAUUAAUGAGAUAUCACUGCUAACUGGAAGAGUAGAGCAAAGACUUGAAGUAACAGCAGAGGACAACGAAAGGUUUAGACGACUAGAAGCAUUUUUCAGGGAUUAUGAGCAGAAUAACUUCAAUACAGGUGGAAGGGACCACGAAAUACAAAGAUGGAUAAACCAAACAUACGACCGCCUAACAUCACUAGGUGAGGACAGUCAGGUUUGGAGAAGCAACGACAGGGGACUAGAGUCACAACUAAGCAGACUGGCUUGGUGGUACUACACACACACUGAAUACGAAGUCUUCCUCGAAAGAGGUCCUAGAGGAAUAAGAAGACUACACAAGGAACAAUAGAUGACCACAUCGAUAUACUUGAGGACCCAGAGGAGUAAGAGAACUACGGGUUACGGUUGACACCGAAAUACAUAACAUGAGAAACACUUACAUUCAAUUAACUUUUAUUAAGUAAACCUUAAAUAAUCUGGAGGUUAUCUAAGAUUUUACUUAAAAACAAAAAUGUAUUAUAAUAGUAUAGAGAAAAUGAGUCUGAAACAAAUGGUGUUCAAAUGUGAAAAUCCAGAAGCAAGUGUGAAAGCCAUACUCACACCAAGUGAGAGACAUACCUUAAGGGUUACGACAUAGCCAAAGCUCUGGGGUACGUGAAACCUAAGCAUGCUAUUAAAAGGCAUGUGGAUGAAGAAUUUAAAUCAACGCUGAGGGAUCUAAAGGGGGCCCCGUUUCGGGGCCCCUUUGAAGGCGGUCAACCAGAGACAAUUUACAUCACGGAGCCCGGUUUCUAUGCACUUGUCAUGAAAUCAAAACUUGACGAAGCGAGGGAAUUCCAGAAGUGGGUAUUCAGCUUUGUGCUACCAACCUUAAGAAAACAUGGUCAGAUAAAACUGAACCAACGUGAUUUACUAUUUAAGAUUGAGAGUGAGUUUGACCUACACACAAAAGUUGUUGCGUACAUACGGAGAUUCUACCACGACGCCUUAAUAAUUGCUGGACUUGGUGAACUACAGGACACAGAAGGUAAAAGAAUAACCAGUUGGAGGAAAGGAUACCAGAAAGGUCAACCAGACAUAAUAAUUGGAAACCCAAGCAAGAGACACACAGGAUUCUGUAUCGAGCUUAAGACUCCAAAGGGAACUGGAUCACUUAGUAGGGAACAGGGAGAUUUACUUAAAAAAUACAGACGUAACGGCUACAGGUGUAUGGUCUCGAAUGACUAUGACCUAAUAGUAAGAGAGGUGAUCGAGUACUUCAAAGACCUGAGAAUAAAGUGUGAGUACUGUAGUAGGGGAUUCCUAAGCGAAAAGUCGCUGAGUAGUCAUGAGAAAUACUUCCAUAAAAUCAGGUGUGUUUGAGUUAACUGGUAAGUAGAUUUGAGUUAACUGGUAAGUAGAUUUGAGUUAACUGGCAAGUAGAUUUGAGUUAACUGGUAAGUAGAUCUGAGUUAACUGGUAAGUAGAUUUGAGAAAAACAUAAGUUAAAGUAUAACUAGAAUGAGUGAUAACAAGGAAGCCAUCAAAAUAACAAGCGAUAAACCAAAGGAUCCACGUAGGGUCGAGGCUGGUAAGAGACUAGCAGCUAUUAGUAGGCAGGCGAAAGAGAGGAAGAAAAUGAAAAUGGCAGAAUCUGAGGAAAAGGAUAGUGUGUCACUCAACACCAGCCAUCUAAUUGCAGGUAUCGGGAUACUCGUCGGAGUCGCCGCUCUCUACUUCAGCUAUAAGGACAACAGGAGGGAGGAGGCCCGAGUGAAGGAAACCAAAAACGAAGAAAAAACAGUGGAAAUCAAGAGGUCGCUCGACAGCUUGGAGUAGGGAAAUAAAACAUACACUAUAAUAUACAAACAAUGUCAGUUGAGAAAGAGUCAAUGAAUGAAGUGUACGACGCAGUGCUAAUCACAACCGGAGCAGUGGCAGUAUCGAUGGCUUCGAAGAAACUGCUAAAGGAACCGCUGGGGACUCCAGAGAGCCUAAAGGGGUUUGGUAAACUCGCAGUUUCUGUAAGUAUUUCAGCGCUGCUAGUGAAGUACUUACAAAAGAAUAAAUAUCUACCAACUGACCCCUUCAGUAAUAAGUAAGUUAUAACUUAUCAUAUUGAUGGCAAGUGUAGUAGUAAGCGGUGUAUUCAACGCGCUAGCGUUUGCUGGGGCAGGGUUCCUGUUCCAACACCUCAACAAGAAUGGGUAUGAAGAAGAAAUGAAAAGACAUAAUAAAGCACUCGAAGACCUAGCGAAAGCUAAAGAGCUAUUUAGUGAAAACGAAAUAAGGGAAAGAGACCGCAUCCAGAAACUAAGGCAGGAGCUAGCAGACGCAAACGCUGAUAUAAAGCACACGAAUCAGUCCCUGGAACUUCUGAGAAAAAUACGAACUGUGAUGUAUACUGGAACCAAGUUCACAGAAGAGCCGAAACUCAGGGACUUCUACAAACCCAGUCCCGAGAUGGAAAAAUACCAGGCAAUCGUUGGUGUUGUAACUGGGGUCGGUGUUGGCUACUUAGUAAAUAAAGUCAUAUAAUAGACUAUAGAGAAAGAUGGAAAACCGGGAGCUAAUAAACAGGCUAGUUCAGAUUAACGACGAGGAGUUCGACAAAAUUUCCAGAAAAAGUGAAACACUUGAGGAGUUAAUAUCUAAUAUAGACGAACAUGUGGCUGAAAGAAUAAAGAAGCGUAGGAGAAACUUCCACAAUCAAGCCAUCAGAAGAUGUGAGAGAUGCACUAGUAGGGAAAAAGCUGAGGAGUCAGGAUACACAGUAUGCACCAACUGCGGUCAGGUCAUGGAUGCACACCUGUCUGACAACGUCAGCUAUGAGCACAACAAGGAUGACUACCUAAAGCAAAGGAGUGAGCACUGUAGGGUAAGGUGGUUCAACAGACUCAUGAGGACUUACGUACACAGCUCCCACUGGCAGCUGGUCUCGUACAACUUCCAGGAGAUAGUAAGGUGUAUUGAAAGAAAUAACUUAUUAGCGGGUAGGAACAUGGUAAAGUAUAGCUUUUACCUAGCAAGGAUUUGCAGUAAGAAUGGUGUGAAAACCAGAACACCAAUUCCUGACCUGAAAACAUCAAAAGCACUAGACAAUCUAGAAGACAGACUAUUCGGUGUGGUGUACCCAGAACUAGGUUGGUCAGGCUCAGGGUGCGCCUAUUACGAAAAGUGGAAAACGAGAAAAGCAAAAAAAACAUAUAGGCAGAAAAAACUUUUGACUUAAAGAAAAAAUCUUAAGUAAAAGUAUAGUGGAAAAUGACGACUAGUAAAAAUGCUGAGUCAGCGUUUUUUCCUGUAAGUGAAAAAAGUGACUUUGACUUAAAGAGAAAAAUCCUAAGUAAAAGUAUAGUGGAAAAAAUGUCAGACAACACGCGAACCGACCAGGAGCGGGAUGAGGUCAUAGCUGGACUAACAGAGGAGGUUAGGGCACUGAAAGCUGAACUGAAAUACUGCAGGAAUAAGUCGGAUAACCUGGAGAAGAUAGUUAGUGGAGAAGCACCGCCCAUCCCACUAAAGAGGCACAACCUCUGAGUAAAGAAGGAACCGAACUCAGAGAAGACAGUUAGCGGUGAAGCACCACCCCUCCCACCGAAGAAACCCGAUGAAGAAGCCAGAAAAACCGUGAAGGAAGUUGUUGAACACUAUGAGAACAUUUCCAAUGGCCGGUGAAAAGGCAACGGUGAAUCGGUUGAAAACAGCCCUCAAGGGAAGUACCAAGUCCUUCUGGAUCGGCAUAGUCAGCAACGACCCCCAGUGGCAAAUGAUUGGAACAAGGGAGGUAAUGGAAGACCUAAUCCUACAGCAGCUGCUAGACCUUGGCGGACUUAAGUUCUCUGAAGUGUUGAAGAUCAAGAUGGUAAAGGGAAUGGCGUCCGACUCCAACAAAGAAGAAGGGGUUUUCUUCUUUAACUCUUACACAUCAACGCUAACAGAAGACGGAGCAGCACCCGAGAGCGUCAAGAGGAACACAGAGCUGAUAGUCGCCAGAAUCUCUAACUUCCAGGAAAGAGGAAGCAACUGGAGGGUAGGAACCCUGAUAAGCCACUAUGUAAACGUAACGAAAUACUCACCUCUCAGUGGGAAGUCAUAUAUUAAGCUUGACACCAAACUCAACAACCCAAAGCAGGGUCUGGUCAACAUUAAGAACAACGACAAUGAGUGUUUCAGGUGGUGUCACAUCAGACACCUCAACCCUCAGGAAAAGGACCCACAGAGAAUAAAGAAAAGCGACAGAAAGCUGGUGAAAAGUCUCGACUACAGUGGGAUAACUUUCCCAGUUGGAACCAGAGACAUACCGAAAAUAGAGAGACAGAACAAGAUAAGGGUGUCAGUGUUUGGAUACUCCGACUCAAGAAAGUUCUUCCCCAUAUACGUGUCAGGUGAGAAGUUCGACGACCACAUGGAACUCCUAAUGAUAUCUAAUGAGACAACCAACCACUACGUAUUAAUAAAGGACUUCAACAAGAUGAUGUUCAGAGCAAGCAAAAACAGGUGUAGAAAACACUUCUGUAUGUUCUGCCUCCAGUCGUUCACAACCGAGGACAUACUCGACAAGCACAUCGAAAUCUGCAUGGAAGUGAAUGGAAAACAAACGGUAACCAUGCCUAGGAUAAACUCAUCCAUAAAAUUCAAGAACUUCCACAGGCAGCUGCCAGUUCCAUUCACAAUAUAUGCUGAUUUCGAGGCUAUCCUGGAAAAGGUCAACGGAGAAAGCCCAGACGAGCUUGAAUCAUACACCCACAAGUACCACAACCACACAUGUUGCGGCUAUGGGUACAAAGUUGUGUGUCACUUCGAUGACAGCUACUCCAAACCUUACAAGCACCACAGGGGAAAGGACUCAAUCAACCACUUCAUAAAAAGUAUGCUGAAAGAGUCAAAACUCUGUAGGGAAGUAACAAAAGGAGUCUUCAAUGUAGAGAUGAAACUAUCGAAAGAAGACCUGAUAAACUUCGAGAAGGCAGACAAGUGUUCCAUCUGUGGGGUUGAGUAUAAGGAUGAAGACACAAAAGUAAGAGACCACUGCCACGCAACAGGCAAAUACAGAGGGUCAGCACACAAAGCCUGCAAUCUAAACUUCAGGAUGGUUGAGAAAGUACCGGUUGUGUUCCACAAUCUCAGAGGUUAUGAUAGCCACCUGAUAAUGUAGGAAAUAGGUAAGUUCGAUAUGAGGAUAAGUGUGAUCCCCAACAACAUGGAGAAGUACAUGGCUUUCACAUUGGGGAGAAACUUGGUCUUCAUAGAUUCAUUCCAAUUCAUGGAUAGAAGUCUAGCUAACCUUGCUAGCUACCUACCAGACAACCUCUUUCACAAAGCAGAAGGGGGUUUACCCAUAUGAGUAUAUGGACUCAUUUGAAAAAUUCGAGGAGGAAAAACUUCCUGAAAAGUCAGACUUCCAUAGUACCAUGAACAACUCAGACAUCAGCGACUAAGACUACGAAAGAGCAAAAACAGUGUGGAAAGUGUUUGGGAUGAAGAACAUGGGAGACUACCACGAUCUGUAUCUGAAGACUGAUGUUCUGAUACUAGCUGAUGUGUUUGAGAACUUCAGGAAAGAAUGCCUUAAACACUAUAAGUUGGACCCAUGCCACUACUUCUCAUCCCCAGGUCUUAGCUGGGACUCAAUGCUAAAAAUGACUGGAGUAAAACUGGAGCUAAUGUCAGACGUUGACAUGUUUCAGUUCAUAGAGAGGGGAAUGAGGGGCGGAGUGUCAUACAUUGCCCACAGACACUCAGAGGCAAACAACAAACAUAUGAGUGACUAUGAUGAGGAAAAGUCAAACAAGCACAUAAUCUACCUGGACGCCAACAACUUGUAUGGUUGGGCCAUGAGUCAGAACUUACCAACCGGUGGAUUCAGGUGGAUAACACUGAGGAAUAAGGAGAGGCUAGACCAUGAAAAGGUACCAGACAACACAGGCCUAAUACUUGAGGUCGACCUUGAGUAUCCGAAGGAACUUCACGACCUCCACAAUGGGUACCCACUAGCACCAGAAAGAAUGAUGAUAGAGGACAGCAUGCUAUCGGGGUACUGUAGGGAGGUGAAGGAGAAAUUCAACCUGACGUCUGGGAACAUCCACAAACUAAUCACAAACUUGAAUGGAAAGAAAAACUAUGUGGUUCACUACAAGAACCUGAUGUUAUACAAGAAGCUCGGACUCAAAGUCACCAAGAUACAUAAGGCGCUGAAAUUCAACCAGUCGCCUUGGUUGAAGGAGUACAUUGACUUCAAUACCAACAUGAGGAAGGAGUCAAAGAACGACUUUGAAAAGAACUUCUUCAAACUAAUGAAUAACUCAGUGUUUGGAAAGACAAUGGAAAAUCUCAGGAAAAGAGUAGAUAUACAACACAGGCCUAAUACUUGAGGUCGACCUUGAGUAUCCGAAGGAACUUCACGACCUCCACAAUGGGUACCCACUAGCACCAGAAAGAAUGAUGAUAGAGGACAGCAUGCUAUCGGGGUACUGUAGGGAGGUGAAGGAGAAAUUCAACCUGACGUCUGGGAACAUCCACAAACUAAUCACAAACUUGAAUGGAAAGAAAAACUAUGUGGUUCACUACAAGAACCUGAUGUUAUACAAGAAGCUCGGAUUCAAAGUCACCAAGAUACAUAAGGCGCUGAAAUUCAACCAGUCGCCUUGGUUGAAGGAGUACAUUGACUUCAAUACCAACAUGAGGAAGGAGUCAAAGAACGACUUUGAAAAGAACUUCUUCAAACUAAUGAAUAACUCAGUGUUUGGAAAGACAAUGGAAAAUCUCAGGAAAAGAGUAGAUAUACAACUCGUGAGCAACCCCAAGAAGCUGGUAAAAUAUCUUUAAAACCAACCUUUGUUAGUACUAAGAUAUUCAAUGAGAACCUGACUGCAGUUAGAAGAAUAAAAGAGAACUUGACUCUAAACAAACCAGCUUACGUUGGAAUGUGUAUAUUGGACUUGUCAAAAACCCUGAUGUAUGACUUCCACUACAACUUCAUUAAGAAGAAAUACGAUGAAAGAGCCAGGCUACUGUUCACUGACACCGACAGUCUAAUGUACGAAAUAGAGACCGACGACAUCUAUGAGGAUCUCUUCGAGAGUAAAGAAAUGUUCGAUAAUAGUGACUACCCUAAAGAGUCAAAAUUCUACUUCGGUGAAAACAAAAAAGCAAUAGGAAAAAUGAAGGACGAGGCAGCUGGAGUACCAAUAACAGAAUUCGUUGGACUGAGAAGCAAAAUGUACAGCUACACCAAGGAAGGUGGGGGUGGUGGGAAAACCGCAAAGGGUGUGAAGAAGUCAGUAGUAAAACACAACAUCGAACACAAGAACUAUAGGGAUGUCUUGAAAGGUGGAACCCAGCUACACCACAAAAUGCAGACCAUUAGGUGUGUUGGGCACAAACUAGGAUCAUACGAGAUAAACAAGGUGUCACUGAGUUGCUAUGACGACAAAAGAUAUAUUUUACCUAACGGAGUUGAAAAUCUGGCGUAUGGUCACUGGAGAAUAGCUGAGAUUGAAGAGGGAAAAUAAUUACAACGGUGACGUUCGAGGUGUAUAUAAUACUGCCUCCAAGCCUGACCACAAGACCUGAAAAUCAACUUGUAGAGCUUGAGGGUUCUAGCGCAUUUUGUAGAUGGUUGAAAGUGGGUGGCUUGAAGAGGUGAUUUGAGUUAGUAAAUUGUGAAUAAGUUUCAAAACUGAGACUAGAAAAUCAACUUGUAGAGCUUGAGGGUUCUAGCGCAUUUUGUAGAUGGUUGAAAGUGGGUGGCUUGAAGAGGUGAUUUGAGUUAGUAAAUUGUGAAUAAGUUUCAAAACUGAGACUAGAAAAUCAACUUGUAGAGCUUGAGGGUUCUAGCGCAUUUUGUAGAUGGUUGAAAGUGGGUGGCUUGAAGAGGUGAUUUGAGUUAGUAAAUUGUGAAUAAGUUUCAAAACUGAGACUAGAAAAUCAACUUGUAGAGCUUGAGGGUUCUAGCGCAUUUUGUAGAUGGUUGAAAGUGGGUGGCUUGAAGAGGUGAUUUGAGUUAGUAAAUUGUGAAUAAGUUUCAAAACUGAGACUAGAAAAUCAACUUGUAGAGCUUGAGGGUUCUAGCGCAUUUUGUAGAUGGUUGAAA